AUGUUCUCCUUGAACAGUGACGAGGCCCCUGAUCCUGAUGGUUACAAUGCCUUUUUCUUCAAAAAGGUUUGGCCUAUUGUUGGCUCUGAUGUUACUUCAGCCAUUAAAGAACAAAUUGAUGAUAGUAUACUUUUAGCCCAAGAGCUCCUCAAUGGUUACCAUAGGUUCUCUCCCUCUCCUAGAUAUGCUCUCAAGAUUGACAUUCAAAAGGCUUUUGAUUCUGUGUGUUGGGAUUAUCUGUUUGAUUCCCUUAAGCUAUUUCGAUUUCCUGAUAUCUUCAUAAGUUGGAUCAAAUCAUAUGUUUCCACACCUUCCUUCACCAUUUCUGUAAAUGGAGAAUUCAAUGGCUACUUUAAGGGAAUCAAAUGGCUGAGGCAAGGGGACCCUUUAUCCCCUUUCCUCUCUGUGAUUGUGAUGCAGGUCUUCUAUCUCAUUGUCACUAAAUCCAUAACUGAAAUGCCAUUCAAAUUCCAUUGGAGAUGUAAAGACAUUGCCCUAACCCACUUAAUUUUUGCAGAUGACCUUAUGUUAUUCUCACAUGGCAGUCUUGACUCUUUGCAAACUUUCAAGUAUGCCAUUGAUACUUUCUCUAACCUAUCAGGUCUCCACAUUAAUCAGAACAAAUCUCAAGUUUUCCUUUCUGGAAUUAAUCCUCAGCUUGAAGUUGCCAUAUUGUCACUCCUAGGAUUUGAUAAAGGUGUACUUACUGUAAGAUAUCUUGGGGUGCAUUUGGUUUCUUCUAUGUUGAGGACAAAUGACUGCAGAGCUCUCAUUGAUAGGAUUACUUCUAGAAUUGGGCACUGGACCAGCAAAUUCCUCUCAUUUGCAGGAGCUAAAAUAGCUUGGGAGAAGUGCUGUCUUCCAAAAAGAGUUGGAGGUUUAGGUCUUCCUAAUCUCUCUACAUGGAAUGAGGUUGCAAUCAUGAAGCAAUUUUGGAGAAUUAUCAAUUAUAAUGAUAUGUUAUGGGUGCAUUGGAUCAACACUUAUUUGCCAAAAGGAAGAAGCAUUUGGGAAGUUAAAGUACCUGCAACUAUGAAAUUUCUCAACAAGGAUCUGUCAUCCACCUCAUGGUCACAUCUGGUAUGGUCUAAACCAUCUAUUCCAAAGCAUUCUUUCACCUUAUGGGUUGCGAUUCAGCAGAGGUUGCCAACUUUGGAUAGAAGCAAUUCAGUUUCAAAACUGAGUUUAGCAGCCUUGGUCUACAAUAUUUUGAUUGAGAGGAAUAGAAGAAUCUUCCAGAAGAAAUUCCUUUCUCCAAACACGGUGCUUCACCUCACCUUGGAAGCCAUCCGUUCCAAGCUACUGGUCUUAACCAUAAAGGACUCCCACAAUGUGCAAAAAGUUGUAGCAGAAUGGGAUCUUUCUGAAGGAAUUGCUCGUCCACCAGCUAAGCCACCAGAUCAUACAUGUUGA
Messenger RNA from Cornus florida, 1413 nucleotides. RefSeq lists its product as uncharacterized. Bases 1 to 1413 code for a protein of 470 amino acids. NCBI's taxonomy places the organism in Eukaryota, Viridiplantae, Streptophyta, Magnoliopsida, Cornales, Cornaceae. The record is from RefSeq and is a predicted model, not a curated record. The transcript is spliced from 5 exons.